Molecule: messenger RNA, 420 nt
Organism: Ilex paraguariensis (yerba mate)
Lineage: Eukaryota; Viridiplantae; Streptophyta; Magnoliopsida; Aquifoliales; Aquifoliaceae
Source: the annotation of a GenBank genome assembly
GGAUACUAUCCUAGAAAAAUGCAGAAUGACGUUUCUGAACCUCAGGAAUUUUCAUAUCUUUGUACUGUGAAGGGUCAUUUGCUUUUUAGAGAUAAAAUAGGGGUGAGGAUGGUUGAACUUCACCUUGAUGAUAUUGUUAAGGUUGAUCGAGUGGACGCAGAUGGCAAAAAAUAUGAUAAAGUUUCUCGCAUUGAAGCACAGAGUGAGGAGGAUGACAUGUACAUGCAGCUAGAUGUGAACUCGGAUUUAUAUCCUAUGCAUAUAGGGGAGAAAUAUAGAAUGGUUUUAGCUCAAACUCUGAAUUUGGAUGGAUCAGCUGUUACUAGCUAUUUCCCUGAGGGAAAAGGGGAACUGGGUGAUAAAAUUAUUUAUUUGUCUGGUUUUUGGGGAACUCUCCUUCUCCUUCUGAGAUGGGAGUAG